CUGUGCAGAAACACAGAUAUUACACAGGAUCCCAUCUCACUGAGGACGUGUCGCUCAAUCCAAACUUCUGGAUUUUGAUACAACAAGAACCAGAAAAUGGCCAGCAUGAUCCCUAUAUUGCUGACAGGGCUCUGCUUCCUGUUGCUGGGGCCCACUUGCUGUAACAGCAGCAGGAUCCUGGUAGUGCCCGUUGAUGGCAGCCACUGGAUCAACAUGGAGGUGAUCCUCCAUGAACUGCAUUCCAGAGGCCACGAAAUCACUGUGCUGCGCUCCGCCCGGAGCUGGUACAUCCCAAGUAACUCUUCGAUCUACACUUCUAUUAAUGUGCCCAUGCUGGAGGAUGAGGCGGACUUGAACUACUACAAUAAAAUGCUACUAAAUGUUAUGGAAUGCCGCAGGUCGCUGACUUUUAUACGCACUUUCUGCCAACAGCGCUUGAUCACAUCCAUGUUGGCAAAGGGCCAUGAAAUCCUUGCUAGAGCGGUUGCCACAAUGUUAGAUGAUCCUGUUUUUAUAAAGAAGCUGCAAGAUAUUGAGUUUGACUUGAUGUUAACCGACCCUGGUCUGACUAUUGGGGUUAUUCUGGGUAGUUACCUCAAGCUCCCGAUGGUUUUUAAUGUGCGUUGGAUCAAUAAUGGUGAGGGCCAUUUCACCAUUGCUCCUUCUCCUGUCUCCUAUGUCCCUGUGUCAGGAAGUGAACUUCAUGACCAGAUGGAUUUCAUGGAAAGAACCAAGAACAUGUUACAUCAUCUCUAUAGUUUUGUUGAACAACACUACGUUAUUAACCCUGCCUACUCAGAUCUAUUCCAACAGCAUUUCCCUCCUGGAACUGACUUGCUGUCUUUGCAGCGUGCAGCUGAUAUCUGGCUGUUGAGGGCAGAUUUUGUCUUUGAGUUUCCUCGCCCCACCAUGCCCAACGUGAUCUACAUAGGAGGGUUCCAGUGCAAAAAGCCUGGUCCCCUCCCUGAUGAGCUGGAGGCCUUCAUGCAGAGCUCUGGGGAGCAUGGGGUGGUGGUCAUGUCUCUGGGGACGCUGGUGUCAGCACUGCCUCGUGAGACCACAGAGGCCAUCGCCGCUGCUCUUGCUCAGCUACCUCAGAAGGUGGUGUGGAAGUUUGUGGGUGAAAAGCCUUCAUCCCUGGGGAGCAACACCCUGCUGAUGAAAUGGCUGCCUCAGAAAGACCUCCUAGGACACCCCAAGACUCGUGCCUUUGUAGCCCACGGAGGCACCAAUGGCAUGUAUGAGGCCAUUUACCAUGGCGUGCCUGUUGUGGGCCUGCCCCUCCUCUUUGACCAGUUUGACAACCUGCUCCGGCUGAAAGUACGCGGGGCCGCUCGGGUGGUGGAAGCUGAAUCACUGACAAAAGAAGACUUCCUAGAGGCUUUAAAGGACGUCCUGGAGAAUCCCUCGUACCGUGACAACAUUCAGCGUCUCUCAGGGCUACACCACGACCGGCCAAUGUCUCCUAUGGACACCGCCAUCUUUUGGAUCGAGUAUGUUAUCAGGAACAAAGGAGCAGCCCAUCUGCACUCUGCAGGUUUUAGUCUGCCUUGGUACUCCUACUACUGCCUGGAUGUGGCUGUUUUCAUUAUGGCCAUCAUUGGGGCGUUUGUCUGGGCUUCAGUCUUAGUCUGUAAGAUUCUCUGCUGCCGAAAGUCCCGAAGAAAGACAAAAGCAGAGUAACUAAUUCAAACCUAACUCAUGCUUAGUGACUGUUUACUGGGGGAAUAAACACUCAAGCAUCCACAAAUAAGUGGAGUUUAACAGCUACUGACUCUCAUUUUAAGUUUGGAAACAGUUCUGCCUCAUAUCCUAAUCUUUAAAUAAUUAAAGGUUUUAAUCAUUGUAUAAACUGUUGUGAAAUGUUUGUCCUAGAUGAAGCCAAUCCAGAUAUAGAAAUGUUUUUUUUUGCCAAUCACAAAGAAUUGAUAGGUUGUUUGACCCCCAAAGAGAUUUGCCAGUUUCGGAAAUCACUUGUUGUCCUUUCAUGCUUUAAAAGACAUAAUGUGGAACUGUUGAAUAUUAUAGGAUUAGCCUAAACAAUUCAUCAUAUUCUGUUCUUGUCAAGCUUCAUAACUUCCUACUUCAAGCUAGUUAUCAUAUCUUUAUUAUGUAGAAGUGUACAGAGCCAUCAUUAUCAGUAUCUGUUCAACCAACACAAUGAGCUGUCUCUAUAUCAGGACAAAACAUAGCAAAACGGUUAUUUGAACAGAAACAGAGGUGCAUUGAACACCAUGUUAUGUUAUGCAGGUACACUGGCGUGGGAAAUACAUGUUUUCAUUGCUAAAGCAAGAGUAAAUUCUUACAAUACAAUUACAAUAAGUAAAGAUCUACUAGACAUGUAUCACUGCUGAGUGGGUAACACCUCUGACACACUCAACAAAUGAGAAAAAGGGUACCUCAAAGCCCAUUUUACACCAUUUUAAAGAAAUACGUUGUUCAACCUGCAAACUGUAGCAAAGCAGUGCUUCUGAAAUUUUUGAAAAGUUAAAUCUUUUCUAACCUAAUAUUUAUUGGCAAUGAAUUUAUCAUAAAAUAUAUUUCCUAGCCUGCUAUUCAUCUUUCUUUCUCUGUCUAAUUUUGUUUAUAACCAAACAAAAUUUUAUGAACAGUUUGAAAGCCUACCCUCAACCCUUUAACAGGGGACAUUGAUCAGCCAGAAACUUACAAGAAUGUUUUAUACAUCAAAUGAUUCCAUUUCGCAUUGUAGAUAGAAUCUAUUUGCAGUAAAGACAUGUAGAAAAUACAUCCUUCAGUGGAAGGAAAUAAGUUUAAA
Molecule: messenger RNA, 2776 nt
Organism: Epinephelus lanceolatus (giant grouper)
Lineage: Eukaryota; Metazoa; Chordata; Actinopteri; Perciformes; Serranidae
Gene: ugt5g1
Product: UDP glucuronosyltransferase 5 family, polypeptide G1
Molecular function (GO): UDP-glycosyltransferase activity
Source: RefSeq, a predicted model, not a curated record